UUGCAGUUGAGAAUAAUCAUCUUUUUACAGACAAAACAUAAAUUCGAAGAACCUUACGAUGAAUACUUUAUUGAAAAUAAGUUAUGCUUUUCUUUUUAUAAUAACAAACAUGAUUUAUUGUGAUACCUGUACGAAUUGUGAACGAAGGCCUUCUGAGAAGUGAAAAAAAUUUCAUUUCCAUUUUUAAUGUCCCUUAUGAAGACUGUUCUUACAAUAAAAUUUAAUAAAACUCUGGAUUACAUCGUGUUAUGCUUGUUUUUAUGUUUUUUUAUUAAACUUUUAAAUGAUGAAUGACAUAAAAAAACAACCUUUACUUGCCUCAUACAGAAAACUUACUUUAAUAUUAAAAUAGCAAUUCAAAUGUUGAAAAUUAUUGCUAAUUAUAAUAAACAGAUGUUUUCAUGUUGUUAAAAAUUAAAGGGAAUACAAAUUAGGUACCCUUACAAGAAUUAGAAAUGGGGGAGGAGUGUACUGAAUAUUGGUGGAUUAUGCAAAAAAAGCUUUUACGGAUGUAUUAUAGUAGACUAAGAAUGGUGUUACACUAAUUAUCGUAAUAAGGAUAAUUGCAAAAGAUAGUAGAAGCAUGAUGUGUCACGACCGUGCCAAAGGGGAAGUCCGUAUUACAUUUCUGUAGGACUAAGGUGAAUAUUUAAUACUAUAAAAAUUUAAAACUUCCGAAAUUAGACACUUCAAAUUGUCUUUUCUGUGUAAUAUUCUGUAAAGAUGCAAGCUGCAUUAUACUCCUAUAUAUUUAGGACAAAAUUGUCAGCAAAAGAAAUAUAUUGUUUGCAAUAUUGUUGCGUAGAAAUGGAUUAAAAUAAUUGACGACCUUAGCAUUCUUGCGAUAUUGCAGUUAUAAAUUAUUUAAUAUGCAUGAAUUAUUUAUGAAUAACAUUCAUACGCCAUCACAUGAGAUGCAGUAUAUUGACAGAUUGUGUUAAGUCUCGUAAGGUUCUUGUUUUUAAAACAAUAAAAAGAUAAUCUGACGGUAUUCAUAUUUUUUGCAAUUAAAUAUUUACGAGUUGUAAUGUUUUGUAUGUUGUUUAAAGAUAAGUGAUGAUGUUUCAGAUAAGAGAUAAAAAGGAUAACCGAUAAUUUAAACGGUAGUGUAGUAUGCUCAUAGUUUUGACGUGUGACGACUGUAACCAAUUGUUAAAUUGUUUCUGCAAUUACAAUAAACAUGGAAAGGUCAGUCUUUAAACCGGUGGAUUACGCCAUCAUGACAGCGUCCGUUGUAAUUUCAAUUGUAAUCGGACUUUAUUUUCGGUUUAGUGGCGGCAAACAGAACACUAAUGAGGAGUACUUAUUAGCUAAUCGAAACAUGUCUAUAUUUCCUAUAGCAAUAUCUUUAAUGGCUUCCUUCAUGUCUGCUAUAACUCUUCUUGGAGUGUCAGCAGAGAAUUAUUACUAUGGAAUGAUAUUUGUGAUUGUCAAUUUAGGUUAUGGUCUCGGAACACCAAUAGCAUGCCAGUUUUAUUUGCCAGUAUUUUUCGGAUUGCAAAAGAUAAGUGCAUAUGAAUAUUUGGAGAUGAGGUUUGGACCAACGAUACGAAUACUAGCAUCACUAACUUACACAUUACAGAUGAUUUUAUACAGUGGAGUAGUGUUGUACGCACCCUCGAUCGUUCUUGAAACUGUCACUGGAUUGACCAGAAUCGUAUCUAUUCUAGUUGUAGGUUUAGCCUGCACUUUGUAUUCAACUUUAGGAGGCAUGAAAGCUGUUGUGUUUACAGACUUACUGCAAUCAUUACUAAUGUUCGCAGCAGUAAUAAGCGUAGUUGUGUUCACGUCAUUAGAACUUGGAGGAUUUCUUCAAAUAUUUGAAAUUGCUAAGGAAGGUGGACGUUUAGAUUUUUCAAAUUUCAGUGUGGAUCCAACAGAGAGACAUACCUGGUGGUCGCUCCUCAUCGGCGGUGUUAUAAAUUUCUUAUCAUUAUAUGCAGUCAACCAAACUCAGGUACAACGUUUGCUGACAGUGAGUACAUUGGAACGAUCGAAGCGCUGUCUGUGGUGGAGUUGGCCGGUCCUAUGCGUGCUUAGCUUGGUGACAUGUAUCAGCGGUCUAGGGAUAUAUGCCGUCUAUAAGAACUGUGACCCAUUUACCAGUGGGAAAAUUACUGCGAUCGACCAGUUGUUACCUUACUACGUGGUGCACGCGAUGGGUGCUGCGCCAGGUCUCGCUGGGCUGUUCGUGGCGGGAAUAUUCAGCGCCUCUCUCUCCACUAUAUCUUCCUCUUGCAAUUCUCUCGCUGCAAUUACACUAACAGAUUACAUUGGCAGAUGGUGUAAAUUGAGCUCAUCAUGUACACUCUGGCUGACAAAGUUAGCGGCUUGCGCUUACGGCUUCCUGUUCCUGACCCUAGCGUUCCUCGCUCAGUACUUAGGCGGCGUGCUGCAAUCCGCUAUGACAAUCUUCGGCGCAGUCGGCGGCCCAUUACUCGGAGUGUUCUCGCUGGGAAUGUUUACUACGUUCGCUAAUGAACUUGGUGCAUCUAUAGGUCUACUGAGUGGUCUAUCGUUGACAUUAUGGAUAUCUUUUGGAGGACCACGACCUCCAGUUACCAAGCUGCCGGUUUCUACAGAAGCUUGCAGUCAAAACUUAACUAUGCUAACAGCUGUGCCAACUGCUGCAAGCGACUACUUUUAUCUCUAUCGAAUAUCUUAUAUGUGGACCGGUUUGAUUGGCUUCGUGUGGGUGUUACUGAUUGGCACGGUCAUAUCUGUGUUGGUGCGUCACCAGCAGCCCUGGCAGAAGGCAGGCAAUCCACAUCCAGACCCUGCGCUCUUCACGCCGCCACUUGCAGCGAGGUUACGAGCCAGAUAUUACAACAAAAAUACUAAUAAGUCUACCGUAGAGUAACUUUCAUUAUAUCCUAGCGGGAUAUAGCACAAGAUGACCUGAAAAUCAUCAAUAAUUACGACGUUGGUGACUAUU
Messenger RNA from Papilio xuthus (Asian swallowtail), 2935 nucleotides. RefSeq names its product putative sodium-dependent multivitamin transporter. The transcript has 10 exons. Gene Ontology annotation, molecular function: symporter activity. The record is from RefSeq and is a predicted model, not a curated record. Gene Ontology annotation, biological process: transmembrane transport; sodium ion transport. Bases 1181 to 2860 code for a protein of 559 amino acids. Lineage: Eukaryota; Metazoa; Arthropoda; Insecta; Lepidoptera; Papilionidae. Gene Ontology annotation, cellular component: membrane.